AAAAAAUUCGUUCCUCAUCGCAAAACAGGAAAGAAAGAAAAAGUGAAAUAAUUCAUUACCGACGAUUGAUGAUGGGACAGGGUAAGUAUGAUGAUAAUAUCCCAAACUGCAAAUGGGCAUGCGUGCAUUGUAAUUUGUAAUUCUUAACUCUAUAUUUUUUUUUCACAAUCAUUUCCCAUAUUUUUAUCAAACUCCAAAAAAAGUAUGCUGUAAUUAGUAGAAGUAAUAUGUUGUCAUCAACGCCAACGUUAUUCCAUCAUCCCAAUCAGAAAUCCCUCUUUCCCUUCACAGAUUUCCAUACAUUCAGCCCCCACCACCAUCCUGCCUGUUCCUCUGUUUCUUGAAACUUCUACUGCCCCCCAAAACCAUAUAUACUCCCGGGAUUUUGCUGUUUUACAGCCGAAAACCGCGUAGAAAUCCAGGUUACCAAGAAGGGACUUUGUGGGGUGCAAUCCCUGUUUCGAUUUUGAGGUGUUAAAGCUGCAGGACAGCAGAAAAAACAAAGAUGGCUGACAAUCCCCAAAGAGUUGAGGAUUACAUGGAGGAGGAUGGAGAAGACGACGUAGAUUCCAUAGUCGAAUUCGAUGGAGAAGUUAAUGAUGAUACCCUAGAUGUGAAUCUUGAUGAAUAUGAUAUGCUUACAAAAGUCACUGAUACAUCGGCUGCACAAGCGAGGAAAGGAAAGGACAUACAGGGCAUCCCUUGGAGCAGAUUGAAUAUAACAAGAGAUGAUUAUAGGGCGACUAGAAUUUUGCAGUAUCAAAAUUAUGAAAAUGUACCUGCUUCUGGUGAAACUGCAGAUAAGGAAUGGAAGCCAACCGAGAAGGGUGGGGAAUAUUACGAGUUUUUCUAUAAUUCAAGAGUUGUUAAACCGACCAUCCUUCAUUUUCAGCUCAGAAACUUGGUAUGGGCAACUUCAAAACAUGAUGUGUACCUCAUUUCCAAUUACUCUAUAUUGCACUGGUCAUCUAUGCUUCACAAAUUGUCUGAGGUCCUUAACUUCUCGGGGCAUAUUGUUCCUACUGAGAAACAUGCUGGGAACUUGUUGGAAGGUUUCUCUCAAACACAGAUAAGCACUAUGGCAGUUUGGGACAGGUUUUUGGUUGCAGGCGGUUUCCAAGGAGAAAUUAUUUGUAAGUGCUUGGAUAAACCAGGUGUAAGUUUCUGUACGAGGGUGAGUUAUGAUGAUAAUGCAAUUACCAAUGCUUUGGAGAUGUAUGAAAGCAUAAGUGGCGAGCGUUAUUUUAUGGCUUCGAACAACGACUGCAGUAUAAGAGUAUUUAACAUGGAGAGAUACGAACUCAUUCAUCACUACCAGUUCCCUUGGCCCGUUAAUGUAAUUGCCCUUUCUUCUGGUUCUCUUUCAUACUUCUCUGGUCUCUAUUGUUUUCUUAGUGAGCUCGGGGCAUUGUUGAAUAAAACUAAUACGAUUGUGCAAUUUUUUAAAGUUUGGAUGUGUCUUUUUCCUUUGCUGGGGAAAGGAAUUGAAUUUUGUCUUGGAUUCUGUUUGGUCUGUUAAAGGAAUAUUUCGCAAGCAUAUAACAUGCACACAGUUUGCGGAGAUAUGUUUUUUAAGGUCAUUUAUGGCUGCUGUUUGUGCGGGAUCAAAUUUCUUCUUGAUUCCUCUAAUAGUAAACUCAGAAGACCAAAAUUUCAGAAGUUAGGAUUCAUUGUGGGGAAAAAUUUCAGAAGUUAUAAUUGACUCGUGCGCGGAAUUAAGAAAACCCUGUCAAUUUCUAGCUGUCGAAAGAACUGAUACCUACCUCCAAGGAUCUCUACCAAUUAGAUUGCCAGCCAAGAGGCUGAUUCCAUCUCUUUCUCUUGUAUGUUUCAUAAUUGUGAUCAAUGGAGUCAGCUGUUUGUGCUAUUUUUCCUGCCAUAUCAUGUGAGUAACUGAUGGUUUUGGUAAGAAGUCCAUGCAGAGUCGACAUAUACAUGUAAUUUUACUCCUUGGAGUUUGAUUGUACCAUUGAAUUAAAUACUUUUCAACAAGCCUUUCCUUUUGAUAAUUGAUCACUGUGUGCACUAAAACUUGGGGAAAAGAAGGGACCUAGCAAAAUGUGCAUGCAUGAAAGUAUUAUUCUGCUUGAAAAUUUGUCUUGGUUUUUUAUGUAGUUUCCAGCAAGACUACCUUAUGAGAAAUUAUGUAGUUUUUCAAGUGCCUUAUGAUUAAUUGUGUUGCAGCACACAUCUUUGAGUCCAGACCGGCGACUUUUGACUGUUGUUGGGGAUGAUUCAGAUGGAUUACUUGUGGAUGCCCACAAUGGAAAGGUAUGAUUAGAUAGCUGACCAAGUAUAUUUUUUUCACUUUUAUUUCUUGAGGUGAUGAAAUAUUUCGGUAUCCUUUACCCUACAAUGCCAAUUUGGUUAGAGUGAGUGAGAGGAGGAGAGGAGAGGGAGAUGUGAGACCUUACAAGACUCAAUUCAAUAUUUGGUUCUUGCAUGCCAAGAAGUUGUAUCUUAAGUUUGCGAAAAGCGUUGGCAACUCAAUGGUUCUGGGAAUAGAAAGCCUCUGUGAUCCUUUCUGUUUAGUCAAUAGUUUUUUGAUGUCCAUAAAAAGGUUACAAAAUGCUCAAUCAAUGUCGUUCUUUGCUUCUCAGACUGUGGCCUCAGUUGUUGGCCAUCUAGAUUAUUCCUUUGCAUCUGCAUGGCACCCAGAAGGACACACAUUUGCCACUGGAAAUCAGGACAAGACAUGCCGAGUAUGGGAUGUAAGAAAUCUCUCCAAACCAGUGGCAGUUUUGAAGGGAAAUAUGGGAGCAGUAAGAUCAAUCCGUUUCUCAUCUGAUGGGCAGUUUCUGGUGGUGGCUGAACCUGCAGAUUUUGUUCACAUAUAUGAUUCCAAGGCAGAUUAUAAAAAACAACAAGAGAUCGACUUCUUUGGUGAAAUUUCUGGGGUAUCAUUAAGUCCAGAUGACGAAUCACUUUUUGUUGGUGUCUGGGACCGAACUUAUGCUAGCCUUUUGCAGUGCAACAAAAGGCGUCAGUAUGGAUAUCUUGAUUCCUUCAUGUGAUUUCUCGGAACCAGAAAAGUGGCCAUGAAGUCCAGUUGGUUGGCCCUUUUUGUUGUAAGAUAGGUAGCCGCCUUACUUGAAACAGAUAUAAUUGAACAUGUUGUUUACCUUUUGCUAGAGUAGAAAAAGAUGUACAGAUUAUAUAUAUAAAAAAUACAUACAACCUUUUUAAGUAUAAUGAAUUUUUAGCAUUGUAGCACCAGUCUUCUGGCCCUAAGUCUAUCUUCGCCAGAAGCCAUGUUAGUAACAUUAUCGAAUCACUAACAUGGCAAAAUUUUUACACUUAAAAAAGGUAGUUGUCAUGUUACAGCCAUAUAUAAAAUUUUGUUC
Messenger RNA from Oldenlandia corymbosa var. corymbosa, 3344 nucleotides. The record is from the annotation of a GenBank genome assembly. Lineage: Eukaryota; Viridiplantae; Streptophyta; Magnoliopsida; Gentianales; Rubiaceae.